This is a messenger RNA of Oncorhynchus tshawytscha (Chinook salmon), 1202 nucleotides long. Its product is annotated as small conductance calcium-activated potassium channel protein 3-like. Gene Ontology annotation, molecular function: small conductance calcium-activated potassium channel activity; calmodulin binding. The record is from RefSeq and is a predicted model, not a curated record. The coding region runs from base 572 to 994 and encodes 140 amino acids. Gene Ontology annotation, biological process: potassium ion transmembrane transport. Gene Ontology annotation, cellular component: plasma membrane; neuronal cell body; neuron projection. Lineage: Eukaryota; Metazoa; Chordata; Actinopteri; Salmoniformes; Salmonidae. The transcript is spliced from 3 exons.
ACUGUGAAUAGUACUGGGCUGUGGAGGCUGACUCUCUCUAAGGACAUGUCUGUGUGUGUGGAUGAAUAGUAUUGGGCUGUGGAGGCUGACUCUCCCUAAGGACAGGUCUCUGUGUGGAUGAAUAGUACUGGGCUGUGGAGGCUGACUCUACGUAAGGACAGUGUGUGACUGACUGUAUGUGAGCAAAUGUGUGUGGAGGGACAGAGAGAGUAGGGACUGUUGUACUCUCCAGGAGAAGAGAAAAACAGAGGAGUGUGUUGAAAGAAGACAUUGUCUGUGUGUUGAGGAAGAGAGAUAGAGACUGAGAACGAGAGAGAGGAAGAUAGAGAGAGAUGGGACCGGUGAAGAGGUCGGGUAGAUUUGCUGCCUGACUCGGUUGCCAGGGGCUACCUGUGUAACUGUGUGUGUGUGUGUUCUCUCUGUGCAGAUAAAAAAUGCUGCGGCCAAUGUUCUGAGGGAGACUUGGCUCAUCUACAAACACACCAAACUACAGAAGAAGAUUGACCACUCCAGAGUCCGCAAACACCAGAGGAAGUUCCUGCAGGCCAUCCACCAACUGCGUAGUGUGAAGAUGGAGCAGAGGAAACUGAGUGAUCAGGCCAACACUCUGGUGGACCUCUCAAAGAUGCAAAGUGUGAUGUACGAGCUGAUGUCGGAGCUGAACGAUCGCAGUGAGGACCUGGAGCGACAGAUGCUGUCUCUGGAAACGCGGGUGGAACAGCUGACCGCUGGCUUUAGUGCCCUGCCUGCCCACCUGUCUGCCACUCUGUCUGCCCAGCACACCACCUUGCUCCACCUGCUCAGAGAGAGGGACUACAGGGGAGGAGGAUGGGGAGGUGCAGGUGGAGGAGGGACAGCCCUGGUCCCUGUUGCUCAGCUGGCCCCUGCCCAUGCCCUGACCCCAAGCCCAACCCUGGCCCCAGAGCCACAGCAGCCCCCAGAAGGAACCAUAGAGGGUAGCACUAGUGCCAAUACUAGCACCUCCAGUUGUUGAAGAGAGGAGGAGGAGAGGAUGGGAAAUGGAAAGAAGAGGUGAGGGUAGAGGAGGAGAUAGAGAGCCAGUAGGAAUACGGGAUGAGGAGGUCAGCCCCAAUACUAGCAACUUCAACUCUGCAGAGAGGAGGAGGGGGGUAGGGUAAGGGAGGGCAGCCAGAAGCCCAACACUAGCUCAUCCAGCUGCUAAGGAAAGGAGUAGGGAGGAG